Myripristis murdjan (pinecone soldierfish) is the source of this 1796-nucleotide messenger RNA. It is a transcript of the gene wdr83, whose product is annotated as WD repeat domain containing 83. The transcript has 10 exons. Gene Ontology annotation, molecular function: protein binding. The record is from RefSeq and is a predicted model, not a curated record. NCBI's taxonomy places the organism in Eukaryota, Metazoa, Chordata, Actinopteri, Holocentriformes, Holocentridae. Gene Ontology annotation, cellular component: catalytic step 2 spliceosome. Gene Ontology annotation, biological process: mRNA splicing, via spliceosome. The coding region runs from base 179 to 1129 and encodes 316 amino acids.
CCUGUAUGCGCGGCGUGUUGUAGCGGAAGCACAUCGGUGGAUGAAGUCCUAACGUUUCCACGAUGAAAUGUUUUGAAUAAAAGACUGUAAUAAUUAUACCGAUUUCGCCUAGAUUUGGUAAACUACCAUGGCACACACGUGAAACUGAGCUCAUUGGCAAGAUAUUUCAAGUUAUUUGAUGGCGUUUCCCCUGCCCAAGCCCCAGGCCCCCCAGCUUCCCCAGCAUCUGCUCAGGACCAUCGACUGUCAGCAAGGGGCUGUCAGGGCUGUUCGCUUCAACGCUGAUGGGAACUACCUGCUGUCCUGUGGCAGUGACAAAUCUCUGAAGCUGUGGAGUGCGAGCCGAGGGACCCCGCUGAAGACGUACAGCGGUCAUGGAUACGAGGUCCUGGACGCCGAUGGUUCCUAUGACAACAGCCAGAUUUGCUCCUGUAGCUCCGACAAGACGGUGAUCCUGUGGGACGUCGCCACGGGACAGGUUUCACGAAAACUCAGAGGUCACGCCGGGAAAGUCAACUGUGUCCAGUUCAAUGAGGAGGCAACUGUGAUCUUGUCUGGGUCCAUAGACGGGACAGUGCGGUGCUGGGACACCAGAUCCCGCAGGUUUGAGCCUAUCCAGGUUCUGGACGAGGCCCGGGACAGCAUCAGCAGCGUGAAGGUGGCGCAACAUGAGCUGCUUACCGGGUCGGUGGACGGCAGACUGAGGCGCUAUGACCUGAGGAUGGGACAGCUGUAUGUGGACUUCAUCAACAGCCCCAUCACUUGUGUGUGUUUCAGUCAGGACGGCCAGUGCACCCUGACCUCCACCCUGGACUCCACAGUCAGACUGCUGGACAAGAGCACAGGGGAGAUGCUGGGAGAGUACACAGGGCACAAGAUGAAGGGCUACAAACUGGACUGCUGCCUCUCUGGUAAAGACACCCACGUUCUGAGCUGCUCAGAGGACGGACACGUCUACUGCUGGGACCUGGUGGAGGGCUCUUUGUCACUGAAGCUUCCAGUGGGGAAAGCCGUGGUCCAGUCACUGUCCUUCCAUCCCACAGAGACCCGCCUCCUGACGGCCAUGGAGGGGCGGGUCCAGGUAUGGGGGGCGGAGCCUGAGGAAACGGAGGAAGCGAUGGCUACAUAGCAGAAGUCAAAGCACUCAGUGGACUCUGUUCUCAACUCAAGUAACGUGGAUUUGUGUCGAUGCAUGUAGAGAUCAUAACUCGGCCAAAUUUAUUCUUUGAUAGUGAGAAACCUGGUGAAGAUGUCUGGCUUUCUCUUAUUUUUAACAAGUUUACUGUGGCGUAAAAACAUCUGACUUAGAUUUUGUUGGCUGUAAACCCAGAUUAUUCAUGACAUAGUACAGGGUAUCAGAUUCAUAUAAACAGCUUAAUUGACCUUAAUUGGUGCAUAAAAAUGAAGCCACAGUAAACAACCAAACUGGAAACUCCUGAAGUUUCUUUGUAGUCGGAAGUGAGCGAGCGAUGUCAAUACACAGACGCCAUCCGGGAGCAUUCACGCACAGCUAUGUCACUGCCUGUGCUGCCAGUGUGUCUUUAUGGCUGGUAGUUUUACAAAGAUAUUAGUUCUAGUUCACAUUUUCGACAUUUGAGAGGCAAAUACUGACAGCGCAGGUUGACAUGACCAACAGAAAUACAAAAAACGAUGUUUAAGUUUGGUUCAGAGAUCGGCAGGCCAAUCUAAAGGCACAUUUAGGCGUGUGUGUGUGUGUGCAUGCAUAUGAGCACUGUUUUAUUAGACUUACAUUUUUGUACCAAACUUUGAAUAAACCUUUUCUUAUGCAAAUUGAA